Closterium sp. NIES-67 is the source of this 2539-nucleotide messenger RNA. NCBI's taxonomy places the organism in Eukaryota, Viridiplantae, Streptophyta, Zygnematophyceae, Desmidiales, Closteriaceae. The record is from the annotation of a GenBank genome assembly.
CGAUCUCCCCAUUUCAGGCUGUGUAACAACCACUCCCACGCCCUGUCAACACACUAUUCUAAUGACGCGAAUAAUAACUCCCACGCCCACCGCGCUUCCAUCUUCCACGUGACGCUGCCCUCCCGUAGAGCCUCAUCUCUACUUCGCAUUGGCCAUGUCGGGCCGACGUGGCGGCCUAUCCGGCCGGGGCGGCGGCGGCGACGACGACGAUCGCGACAGGGACAGGGACGCGGAGAGCGAUUCGCGAUCCAGGGGGGGGAGCAGCAGCGCAAGCAGCAGCGGUGCGGGUCGGAGCGGCGGCGGCCGCGGCGGGUCCGGGGAGAAGGAACGCGACAGCGGCGGCGGCCGCGGCGGCGGCGGCGGCGGCGGGGGGGGAAAGGGCGGAGGCGCGAUGGUGCUGUUUCAGAACGUGGGCGGGUCCGUGACGUUUCUACUGCAGAUCGCGCUGCUGGCGUGGGGCAUUCGGCAACUGCGCAGCGUCCUCGCUAAGCGGCGGGAGAACCGCCAGCGCAACCAGGGCAGCAGCGUGGGCGCCUCCCCCGCCUUUGCCUCGCUCUCCCCGCUCGCCGCGCUCAUGAUGGCGGGGUGGACGGGGGAAAGCGGGGGCGCGGGGAGCAGCAGCGCGGGCGGAGCCGGAGUGGGGGCUGGCGCGUCCACUUCCGGCCAGAAUGCGACAGGAAACGGGGCAGGCGGAGUUGCGGGGGAGGCUGGCGCAGGGAGGAUGGGCGCAGGGGGAGAGGAUGGGGGGACGAUUGGGGGAGUGGCGGAGGGGGGAGGUGUGGCGCCAACAGCAAGUGCAACAGGAGCAGCAGCGGGGGGAGCAGAAGCAGGAGCAGGAGCAGGAUCCGUGGGGGAUGGGGGGGGGGGGGGAGGCGGGGGGGGAUGGGGCAGCAGAAAUGCGGUGGUUGUGCCUCAUGUGGUGAUAGAUGUGCGCGCAAGGGAUGUGGCCAAGAGCAAUCCCAUACCUCUGCCGUCACCACGUAUUCUCAACAUCCCAGAGCCCGACCUGCUGCAGUCGCUGCAGCUGCCAGCAGCGGCGUGGGAGCACCGCUUCCACGACACGCGGCAGCCGGACCGCCGCCACGUGCUGCUGUUCGUCUCCUCGCAUGGCGCCUCCGCGCAGCGCGCCGCCACAGUCGCCGCCUCCCUCGGGUACACCCGCUCCUGCGUCCUCGCGGGGGGGCUGGAUGCGCUCAAGAAGUUCCUCGCCUCGUCUGCUGCUGCUUCUGCUGCUGGUGGUGGUGCUUCCGCUCCGUCUGCUUCGGUUGGGGGGAUGGCAGGAGGAGGAGGAGGAGGGGGAGGAGGAGGGGGUGGAGGGGGUGGGGUAGGUGGGGGGUCGGCUCUGACCCCGACGGCGCUUGGUCAUGUGGCGUCUGGUUCUGGGCUGGUCUCCGCCCAGUCCUCUGCUGCUGCCGCGCCGUUCCAUUGGAUCCCCUCGACUGCGGUGUCGGUGAAGAACAUAUCACGGGAUGCUGUCGCGCUGCUGCUAGCGCGCAAGGGAGGCGUCUACCCCCACACGCUCAUUCUCCAGUCCAGACCCGCUCCAGCGUCCGCCGCUCCCCUUCCCCUUUCCUCUCCCCCUUUGUCCGACCAAACUCCCGCAUCCUCGCACCACCCUGCCCCUGCUGCUCCCCCUGCCGCUGCCCCUGCUGCUGCCGCUGAUUCUUCUGGCGUCCAGGGUGGUGAGGUGGGGGGGGGCAAGCCAUGGUUCUUUCUGAUUGAUGUGAGACGGUUCGAUGAGAGGGUGCUGUAUGGUGGGAUACCCGGCUCGGUGCACAUACCAGCGGAGGUGUGGCCAGUGGCGCUGUCGCUGGGCGAGGAGGCGUGGAGGCAGCGCUACCAGUGGCCCAAGAUGCAAUCGCAUUCCCUGCUCAUCCUGCACUGCAAUACAGGACCUCGAGCAUAUUGGGCAGCCCAAGUGGCACGGGACGCAGGCUAUGACAGGUGCUUUGUCAUGCACGAGGGCACGCACGGCUGGCGACUGCACCCCUCUGUCUCUGUCUACGACGACUACCCUGAGGGGGCCGUGCCACCGGCGCCACAGUCGUUUGCAGUGGAGGCUGUGGAUGAGGGCAUGGCAGAGCAGCAGCUGCGACUGCUCGGCAUCGCACUCUGAUUCCCAACCAUGCUCCCCUGCUCUCCUGCUCGCCUGCUCGCCUGCUCGCCUGCCCGCCUGCUCACCUGCUCGCCUGCCCGCCUGCACACACUGCUGCCAGCGCCGCCACAACUGCCUCUGCUGCCUCUGCUGAAGCCCGUCCUGCACCUCCCACUGCUGCUCCAGGAGUGGAAGUCUGCCUGUCAAACCUAGCAAUCGGCCGCUGCUGGCUAGUUUUUUUAGGUGUCUCAAAACCAGUAGCAGAAGUCUGCCAGUCAACCCUAGCAAACGGCCACUGCUGGCUGCUGCUCUCACUUCAUUGCGCACUGUUGCAUGUUCCGCGGUAUAAUUUAGCUUGCUAGCUCAACCAAUGUGGCAUUAUUACAGUCCAGAAAAGUUGUAGUUUUUCCUGCUCUCUCAACCAGGGCGGACUGAGAGCGUGUU